Molecule: messenger RNA, 624 nt
Organism: Eruca vesicaria subsp. sativa (arugula)
Lineage: Eukaryota; Viridiplantae; Streptophyta; Magnoliopsida; Brassicales; Brassicaceae
Source: the annotation of a GenBank genome assembly
AUGUGUGGCCCUCUCGGUUGCUUCGAAAGCAUCUUAAAAAUCUUGUGGGCCGUUAUCGCUUCCGUCAUCAACUCCCUCGUCACCCUAGUCAUCAUCGUCUGCACAGUAUCAUUCAUCGUAUGGGCCAUGCUCCGACACAAUGCCGUCAAGUUCCAAGUCGACGACGCAGAGCUAACGCAGUUCAGUUUUGGUCCAGACAACAACAACAACCUCCAUUACAAUCUCUCAGUCGUUUUCUCCAUCCGAAACUCUAACUCUCGUCUCGGAAUCCACUACGACAGGUUCGACGCUAGGGUUUAUUACGACAACAACUGGUUAGCAGCAGCGUCCGUGCCGUCGUUCUACCAGGGACACAAGUCCACGGUUGUCGUUGGAACGGUGUUCCAAGGCCAGAAUCUAGUGUUGCUCAGUGGUCACGGUCGGGAGAAAUUUGAAGAUGAUCGGCGCUCUGGUGUUUAUGGGUUCGACGUGGACCUGAAGUUAAGGGCUAGGCUUAUGUUUGGGCUUGUGAACACGUGGCUGUUUAAGCCACGUGUGAGGUGUGGAGUCAAGGUGCAGUUGCGCUCUUCUGAUUCUCUCAGAGGGUAUCAACCCCAAUCCACCGGCUGCCACAUUUAUUUCUGA